AUGGCACUCCGGCGCAGAACCUCAGGCGCCUUCGACCCGUCCCGGUCCUCCUCCGUCGCCCAUGUCCCGUGCGGCUCGCCGGACUGCCCGCUGGAAGCUUGCUCCGGACGGGGCUGCGCCAGCACCACCGUGGCCAAGAACGGCGCCGUGAUAUCGAGUGUCAUCGUCGUGACAGACACGCUCACGUUCUCUCGAUCCACGCCGACCACCGUGGAUAACUUCAGGGCCAACUGCAUGGAGAUGGGCGGCAGAACGGCUGGCCGCUCAUCCGGCCUUCUCGAUCUCGGCCGGGACAGCCACUCACUGCCGUCCCGAGCCCCUUCGUCUCCGGACACGGCGGCCUUCUCCUACUGCCUGCCGACUUUUAGGGCCGACCGGGGCUUCCUCUCCAUCGGCGCACCCCUGCCAGGCCCAGGACGCAAGGUGAGCUACACCCCGCUACGGAGCAACGCGGCCCUCCCCAACUCAUACUUCGUCCGGCUCGCCGGGUUAAGCCUAGGCACCGGUAGGCCGGUCAUCCCGGUCCCCGCCGGCGACGCGCUCAUGGCGCUGCGCACCACCUUCACCUACCUGAUGCCGGAGACCUACGCGGCCCUCCGCGGCCAGUUCAAAGAGCAGAUGGCGCAGUAUCCGGUGGCGCCGCCGAUGGGUUUCCUCGACACGUGCUACAACUUCACCGGCCUGAGGAAGAUCGACGUGCCGCCCGUGACGCUCACGUUCGAUAGCGGCGCGAGCCUGGAGCUCGGCAUCCGGCAGAUGAUGUACUUCGAGGACCGCGACUACGUCUUCUCGGCAGGGUGCCUCGCGUUUGCCGCGCCGGCAUGGGCUGUCUACCCGGCCGGGGUCGCGGCGGUCAUCGGCACCUUGGCGCAGGAGACGACGGAGGUGGUGUACGACGUUCAUGCGGACAUGGUUGGCUUCGUCCCCGACCGCUGCGAACAAUAG
Molecule: messenger RNA, 945 nt
Organism: Triticum turgidum subsp. durum (durum wheat)
Lineage: Eukaryota; Viridiplantae; Streptophyta; Magnoliopsida; Poales; Poaceae
Source: the annotation of a GenBank genome assembly